CAGCACACGCGCAGCCCAACCUUUCUCUCUCUCUCCGCGGGGAAGUGGUGGUGGUGGAGUCUGUGCCAUGUGGGCCUCGCCGGGGAGGCUGCCGGCGAUGAUGGGGGAAGACGGGGAGGAGGCGGACGUGGACGUGGACGUGGACGCGGACGCGGAUGCGUACGCGUACGGCGGGCGGACGGCGCGCGCGGGGGCGGCGGCGUCGUGCUGGGGCAGGCUCGGGCUCGCGGCACUGUGGCACAGGCUGCGGCAGCUCAGGCUGGCGCGGCGCAGGAGGCGGCACGGCGGCGGCCGCUCCGUCCUCGGCGCCGCGGGGCUCAACUACGACCCGCUCAGCUACGCGCAGAACUUCGACGACGGCAGCCUCGAGCCGGACUUCACGGCCAGGUUCGCGCCACCGCGCGGCGCCGGCUCGCCGAGGCUCCCGCCGGCGGCCGCCACGGCAUGACGCCACGCGGGUUGAUCUUGGAAGGAUGGCGCCGUGACGUGUGGUAUUUUUUACAUAGUUUGUUUUUCUUCUGCCACUGGUAUGGCUUCACUGGCUUGUUCGCGCUCUGUCCUCCUGAGUGCUAAACUGUCAUCACUCUUGUUUUUCAGAUGAAAUGUACAUAUAUAGAUGUCAGAACUCAGAUUUUCGGAUCAUGUUUGUAAGUAGAUUAGUUUGGUGUAGUCUAAUACGGAGUAUUAAUCUCUAGGAAACAUAUAUUACAAAUCUUAGCUUGCUUCCGUUGUACCACAUCAUCUAGUAUAUCACUACAUGAUUUCAGCGUUUGUGCAUAGUUGCAGGGAUCCUCACUGACUGCUCUCGUCUACAGCAAACGAAUUUUGUUAAUCAGAAUAAACUGCUCAUAAAUUCUCCAUUCUUGUAUUCUAAUU
Messenger RNA from Oryza brachyantha (malo sina), 876 nucleotides. RefSeq lists its product as uncharacterized. The record is from RefSeq and is a predicted model, not a curated record. The transcript has a single exon. Lineage: Eukaryota; Viridiplantae; Streptophyta; Magnoliopsida; Poales; Poaceae. The coding region runs from base 68 to 448 and encodes 126 amino acids.